Rangifer tarandus platyrhynchus (Svalbard reindeer) is the source of this 372-nucleotide messenger RNA. The record is from the annotation of a GenBank genome assembly. Lineage: Eukaryota; Metazoa; Chordata; Mammalia; Artiodactyla; Cervidae.
AUGAAUGGAUCCAGUGUGGCGAAUACAUCACCCAGUAUAAAAUCCAAAGAGGACCAGGUGUUAAAUGGACAUGAUGAGAAGGAAAACCCAUUUGCAGAGUACAUGUGGAUGGAGAAUGAAGAGGAUUUCAACAGACAGGUGGAGGAGGAGUUGCAGGAGCAAGAAUUCCUGGACCGCUGCUUUCAGGAGAUGUUGGACGAGGAAGACCAAGACUGGUUUAUUCCAUCUCGAGACCUGCCUCAGGCCAUGGGACAGUUGCAACAACAGUUGAAUGGACUGUCGGUCAGUGAUGGUCAUGAUUCUGAAGAUAUUUUGAGCAAAAGUAACCUGAACCCGGAUGCCAAGGAAUUUAUACCAGGAGUGAAGUACUGA